Molecule: messenger RNA, 1949 nt
Organism: Prunus persica (peach)
Lineage: Eukaryota; Viridiplantae; Streptophyta; Magnoliopsida; Rosales; Rosaceae
Product: putative disease resistance RPP13-like protein 1
Exons: 1
Coding region: 140-1930 (596 amino acids)
Biological process (GO): defense response to other organism
Molecular function (GO): ADP binding
Source: RefSeq, a predicted model, not a curated record
AAAGUUUUGAAAACGAAACUGGAUAUUUUAUCUCUAACAGCUUUCAUACUUCGUUCACCCUGUGUUUCCAAGUUGUGCUAGCUAUUUGCAAACCUUGGAAUAUUACUUCAUCCAAAUCCCUUGCAGAGAAGAGAAAGAUAUGGCUUUGAUCGGAGAGGCCCUCAUCUCUGCUACCAUCCAGACGUUGUGUGACAAAAUUGCUUCGCCUGAGUUCACCGACUUAUUUCGGCAGAAAAAGCUCGAUGAACAACUCCUCAACAAGCUGAAGACGACGCUGUUGACCUUGUCCGUAGUGCUUAAUGAUGCAGAGGAGAAGCAAAUUGAGGAACCUUUAGUGAGAGACUGGCUUGACAAUCUCAGACAUAAUGUCUUGGCUGCGGAGGACUUACUGGAUGAAAUCGACACUGAAGCUUUGCGAUGCAAACUGGAAGAAGGUGAAGGUCAAACCCACAAUUUAACCAAGAAGGUACGUGAUUUUUAUCAACGCAUGAAUGUUGAGAUGAAAGAUUUAUUAGAAAGAUUAGAACAAUUUGUACAAGAGAAAAGUGCUCUUGGUUUGAGAGAAGGUGCUGGGAGGAAGGUUUCACAAAGAACAACAACUUCCUUGGUUCAUGAACCUUGUGUCUAUGGUAGAGAUGAAGUCAAGGAAAAUCUGUUGCAAAUUUUGUUAUCUGAUGAUGCAAGCAAGGAUGAUGUGUCUGUCCUCACCAUUGUUGGAAUGGGCGGGGUAGGCAAGACAACCCUUGCCCGACUGCUUUACAAUGACGAUAAGGUGAAAGAACAUUUUCCACUUCAAGCUUGGGUUUGUGUUUCGGAAGACUAUGAUUCUAAUAGGAUAACUAAAACUCUUCUAGAGUCAGUCACUUCAAAGUCUUCUGAUAAGACAGAUCUAAAUUUGCUUCAAGUUGAAUUAAGAGAAAAACUCCAGGGAAAGAAAUUCUUAUUUGUGUUGGAUGACCUAUGGAAUGAGAAAUAUGGUGAUUGGAAACGCCUCCAAACUCCUUUUACUUCUGGGGCAAGGGGAAGUAAAGUCAUUGUAACAACACGGAGCCAACAUGUAGUAUCUGUCCUGCAAAGUGUUCAUGUUCAUCACUUGGAACCCUUGUCGCACGAAGAUUGCUGGUUCUUACUUGCAAAACAUGCAUUUGGAAAUGAAAAUUGCAGUGAUCCAAACUUGGAAGAAAUUGGCAAGAAAAUUGCACACAAGUUCAAUGGGUUGCCUUUAGCUGCAGAAACACUUGGGGGUUUGUUACGUUGCAAUAUAGAUUCAGAGGAAUGGAAUACAAUACUAAAUAGCAGUAUUUGGGAGCUACCCUAUGAUAAAUGUGACAUUCUUCCGGCUCUUGGGUUGAGUUACCAUUAUCUCUCCUCCCAGUUAAAACGAUGCUUUGUUUAUUGUUCAAUUUUUCCAAAGGAUUAUGAGUUUAAAAAGGAAGAUAUAGUUCAAUUUUGGAUCGCAGAAGGUUUAAUUCCAAAAGCUGAGAAUGGAAAGAGCAUAGAAGCGGUAGCUAGAAAAUACUUUGAUGAGCUGUUGGCACGAUCGCUAUUUCAAAAGUCAAGCAAAUCCGGUUUCACAAUGCAUGAUCUCAUUAAUGACUUGGCCAUGUUCAUGUGUAAGGCAUUUUGCCUUAGGCUAGAAGGGGGGGAAUCACAUGACGUAGAAAAAGUUCGGCAUUUUUCAUAUGCUAUAGAAAGAUUUGAUGCAGCUCCAAAAUUUAAGCCAUUACAUGGGGCUAAGUUUAUGCGGACCUUUCUACAAGAUUUGUUGCCAUCACUAAGAUGUUUACGGGUGUUAUCAUUGUCACGUUAUCAAAAUGUUACUGUGUUACCUGAUUCUAUUGCAAACCUCAUUCACUUGCGCUACUUGGAUCUUUCCCAUACCGCUAUUGUUUCUCUCUCCUUGAAUUGCCUACAGACAUUAGAAAAUUGAUUAAUUUACAGAAACUGAC